Molecule: messenger RNA, 1802 nt
Organism: Pseudomassariella vexata
Lineage: Eukaryota; Fungi; Ascomycota; Sordariomycetes; Amphisphaeriales; Pseudomassariaceae
Product: putative MFS drug efflux transporter
Exons: 2
Coding region: 72-1802 (576 amino acids)
Biological process (GO): transmembrane transport
Molecular function (GO): transmembrane transporter activity
Source: RefSeq, a predicted model, not a curated record
CAAACAACCAUCACUAGUACCGGCUAUUCUGGAGCUCCAUAUGUAAGAAAUCCCCAAACCGAAGUUUGUCAAUGCCACGCUCCGUGCUGCAGUCUGGCUCCUGCGACAGUUCCGACAACUUCCCAGGACAGCUCUGCGUUUCAGGUCGAAAGUUUUGGUUCAGCUCCACCAUGGCAGCCUCCCAGAACGACCACACGUCCUCCGACAGCAACGUGGCGGGGACAACCACAAUUCCCGGUACACCCCUGCCAUACGACAGUGAGAAGCUGGAACAGCCAAAGGCUGAGGCACUCCCGCGAGAAAUCACAGGAUGGAAGUGGAUGGUGGCGACAGUCGUUAUUCUAUCUUCCAUAUUCCUAUACGCCCUCGACGCCACCAUCGUCGCCGAUAUCCAACCCGCCAUCGUCAAGGAGUUCGAUUCCCUGCAGAAUUUAUUAUGGCUCAGUGUCGGCUUCUUGAUGAGCGCAACGGCGACUAACAUGGACUGGGGUCGCAUUUACAGCCAGUUCAAGUCCAAAUGGCUCUACAUCUUCAAUGUGGUCAUCUUUGAAGUCGGUUCCGCUCUCUGCGGCGCUGCGCCCAAUAUCAACGCCAUGAUUGUGGGACGCGUCAUCUGCGGUAUUGGGGGAUCAGGACUUUACAUCGGCGUCAUGACUCUCAUCGCCGUUACCACCACCAUGGCAGAGCGUCUGAUGUGUGUAUCCGCUACCGGACUGGCCUGGGGUUUAGGCAUCGUGCUUGGCCCGGUCAUUGGAGGCACUUUCGAGGAGUCUUCCGUUAGCUGGAGAUGGGCCUUCUACAUCAACUUAUUCAUCGGUGGCGCCGGCGCUCCUGCCUAUUUCUUUCUGCUCCCCAGCAAAGACCCCCGCCCGGGUGUUGCGUAUAUGCAGCACGCGAAAGAGAUGGAUUAUAUUCAUGGCCAUCAACUGGGGUGGUAUCGUCUACGCUUGGAAUUCCGGACAGAUCAUCGGCCUCUUCGUUACCACCGGAGCGCUUUUCGUUCUCCUGGCAAUUCAGCAUGUUUGCACAAUUUUCACCACCGAGUCUCGCCGCAUCAUUCUGUCCAGUUCUUCCGUUCGUGUACGGUGCUCCUCCUCUUCGCUACGACCGCUGCUUCUGCAUCGGCCGCCUUCACGCCCAUCUAUUUUGUCCCUCUCUUCUUCCAAUUUACCCGAAAUGACGGCGCACUUGAUGCGGGCGUGCGGUUGUUGCCCUUGAUUGUUGUCCUUGUCGUCUUCAUCUUCGUCAACGGAGCUUUGAUGGCUAGAUUCGGCUAUUAUAUGCCAUGGUACACCGUGGGUGGACUGUUUGCGGUUGCUGGCGGUGCCUUGAUGUACACCGUGGACCAGAGCACCAGCGAAAGCAGCAUAUAUGGAUACACGGUGCUCAUCGCCGUUGGCGUGGGACUAUGGAUACAGGCUUCCUUCUCCGUAGCCCAGGCUGUGGUGGACCCCGAGAGCGUACCGCUGGCUAUAGGCUUCAUCACCCUCGCUCAGUUCCUAGGCAAUACCGUUUCGCUCGCCAUUGCUAACUCGAUAUUCCUGAACGAAUCCCAGACGAAGAUCCAGCGGAUUCUUGCCGAUGUCCCCAUUUCAGAGAUACAGGCGGCCGUUCAAGGUACUACAGGGGGUUUCCUGCAGAGCCUUGGCCCGGAUGUGAGGGCAAGAGUCUUGGAUGCCAUCAUAAGCUCCAUUGACAGGACGUACAUUCUUGUCAUCACUUCCGGCGCAUUAGUCACCGUGCUGAGCUUCUUCAUGAGAAAAGAAAAGCUGUUCAUCAAUGCUGGUGCUGCUGGAGCUUAG